UUAUGAUUUGUGUGUGUAGGAUGAGAGAUAAAAACAAGAAAUAUAUGCGCGAAUGAACCAUUGAAGAAACAACCAAAGACUGAAGAAGAAGCAAACGAAACGAAGCAAGAAGAAUACAAUUUUCAAGAGUGAAUCAGUUGCGGUGUGAAGACAGAAUUAAGUAUAUAAAGUUCGAUCACUCGUUCGUACGGCAUUAAAACCAACGCACCAAACAAAAACGUUAAAAUGGCCAUCGGAAGUUCUGUGUAUCAGCCGACGACAGUGUCCUAUGAGCCUCGUCCGGGUAGUUUGUUGAGUCAAACAACAGCCGUAUCACCGCUUCAAGUGUUGCGCAAACCAUAUGUACAAGUGAUUUUGUUGACGUUAGGAAUUAUUUCUAUAACCGGCGGCAUUGUUCUUAUCGUCAAUGCAUCAGACGAUUAUGAAUAUACCGAAGAGCAUCGACAAGAGAAACCAAUGGAAAUGGUUGAAACGGCCGAGGCCAUUGAUAUUACUUUGAUUGUGGGUGGAAUUUUGUUGACACUUUUUGGUUUCGUAUUGGUAGCAUUGUAUAUCAAAGUGGCCGAAUGGCGAAGACAAUGUGUAUGCCCAUGUGGUCUGUCCAAGAAACAAGGACUGAUGGCACGACAGCUUCAAACAAGUGGAACUCAGCUGCCAUUGAAUCCAAGUAGUUUUGAUCCAUUAGUAUCACAUACUCAAUAUGCUCCUGUUUCCGAGCUUCCACGACCUGAUGACGAAGAAUGCCGCACUUUAAUGACAGACAACAAAGAUUGUCUUAGCAGCGCAGAGGAAUCCGAUCGAAUGCUAGACCCCGAUCCUCGCAUCGUACUGCGACCACUUGGCCAUGUGGAAGACGCUUAAAUAUGAAGCAAAAUUCAUUUGAUUUCUCUGCACAACAUGACCAAUUCCUAUAUAAUUAUUGCUUAUGAUUCGAAUCGUAGCAUUUACGAUCAAUCUUCUAACUUCACAAGAACACAUCGCAUUGUGUUUGAGCAUUUUUUAGUGAAACAAUUGAGAUAAUUGAAAAUACCCCGGUGAAUUUUACAAAAUGCAACGAAACAAUACUUAAUAUUCACUUACCUCACCAACCAAUACUACGCGUACCUAACCCUCAACCGGGCAGGUCAAAAUCCUAACGUUAUCGGGCAAGUGGGGCCUCUGAGGCCCGACGUACAUUUUCCAUGCAAAUUCAAUAAAAAAUUUUUUUUUCAAAUUUCAUUGAAUUUAUACGACGAAAAUUACUGUUUUAACAUAUGUAAAUAGAUAUUGAAUUAAAUAUGUUUUUUCUAAAAUAUAACUGAAAAAAUGAAAAAAUAAUCAAUAUUUAUUCCGAAUCGGUUCAGUAGUUCUUAAGUACAAAUUUUUCACUUCAUUUUAAAAAAUUUGAUGACAUUUUGUAUGGAAAAUGUACGUCCGGUAGUUGUUCAAACCUCAAUACAGCGCUACUUAGGGAACCAAAUUCAAAACAACUUUUAUCAACGAUUAGUAGAAGGAUGGAAGAAUAUAUUACCAAACAAUUUGUUUGAUUAAAAUAAUAUUUUAUGCAAUUUUAUGUAUCUGUUUUUAAAAAAAAAUGCGCUACCGCGCCUCAGAGACCCGACCUGCCCGGUUAAGGGUUAAUAUAAACAGCUUUAAUUGAUCAAAAUUCCAAGCGCUCGAAGGAACUUGGACUUUUUUAUAUUCGGCAUAUUAUUCAUUAUUUAUUUGUCAUGUUUUGUUUUUUUUUUCAAUAAUUUUGCGGAUCUGAAUAAUUUAGUACAAAACAAAAUCUCGGAAAAAUCGGAACUGUAUUGUAUUAGAAUCUCAUAUAAGUAAUCAGAGCAUUUUUAUACAAAAAACGAGGCUCAAUCAAAAUUAUUUUACAAAAAAAGUUUUUGAUUAUGAUUUAAUUCAAUAUCAAUCUUUGAGGGUGAUAAAAAUGAAUGGUUUGAGUUUAGAUCUAUGAACAUGUUGGCAGUUCUAUUUUUUUAAUGGAAGAACUGGUAGAUAGAAAAAACGUGUAACGUGAUAGAAAUAAGAAGACAUUUUUAUGUUUUAAAAACAUGCAUCAAAAUUUAUUCAUUUUCGCCAAUUUUAUAGACAAAUAUUUUUUAUGGAAGAAAUGUCUGUAUUUCCACCAUUUUUGGUUAUUGAUUAUGCGCUGGAUGAUAGACAACGAGUUGUAUGAAUUAAUAAGAUUAAUAUUUCUCGAUGUUACUCUAGUAAGUUAUAUAAGUAAUUACUUUCGACAGUUUUUCUCGGCAAUAUUUGGUAAUAAAAUGACUUACUUGUUAGCUUA
Contarinia nasturtii (swede midge) is the source of this 2278-nucleotide messenger RNA. RefSeq lists its product as uncharacterized. NCBI's taxonomy places the organism in Eukaryota, Metazoa, Arthropoda, Insecta, Diptera, Cecidomyiidae. The transcript is spliced from 4 exons. Bases 226 to 861 code for a protein of 211 amino acids. The record is from RefSeq and is a predicted model, not a curated record.